Magallana angulata is the source of this 4327-nucleotide messenger RNA. RefSeq lists its product as uncharacterized. Gene Ontology annotation, biological process: cell surface receptor signaling pathway; G protein-coupled receptor signaling pathway. NCBI's taxonomy places the organism in Eukaryota, Metazoa, Mollusca, Bivalvia, Ostreida, Ostreidae. The transcript has 3 exons. Gene Ontology annotation, cellular component: membrane. The record is from RefSeq and is a predicted model, not a curated record. The coding region runs from base 101 to 4069 and encodes 1322 amino acids. Gene Ontology annotation, molecular function: G protein-coupled receptor activity.
UCUUGAUCACUCUACAUGUAAGUAUCCACAGUGAACACAGCAGAGCCGGAAUACUCUAAUAUCCCUGUAUCCAUAGUCAAAACAACAAUUCUGAAGAGUCAUGUACUUGCUUCCCAGUUUAUUGAUAGUCAUUUGCCUAAGAAUCGAAGUUAGCUUUGAACAAGAUAGACCAAACCACGAUGAGACUUAUUUUGCUUUCAACUUUACCCAUGUGGUAUUUCAUAGUAUCCUGUACUGUGGGCCAAAUAUUAUUUGCAACAAGUCUUUGCUGGCCUCGUUUAAUUUAUCGAAUCUGCCAGCUAGUAGUGUAAACAGAUGUGGAAUCUGUUCGUGUCACGAAAAUUGUGCAACUUUCCAUUCACCUUCCAACUGUUGUCCCGAUAUUUAUUUUCGACAAGGACUUCGAGAAUGCCUGGAUGUAAACAUUUUAUCAAGUAAAAAAAUCUUUACAAAAAUCAUAUCUUCUUGUCCUGUAGAUACAAACGAGUUUCUUUCGAAAGAAUGCGCAAGGAAGCGAUCCAAAGUCGAAUUGUUGCUGAACCCGCUUGUGAAUAACUCCGACUUAUCUGUGACAUACCUGAAUGAGUAUUGUGCUACAUGCAACAAAGUCGGUGAUGUGAUAAAAUGGAAUGCAAAAAUCAGAUGCCCUAAUGAAACUGACUUUAAUUAUUUAUCAACAUAUCAAGAAAUAAUAGAAUUGGCCACCAGAGAAUCUUGCAAUAUUGGAUAUUAUUCUACUUUAAACCCCGAUUGUUUAGCAGAGUCAGACAAAAUUAUUUCAACAUGUAAUGUAUCAGGUUCCUGGCUUAAGUACGACAAACAAAUAGAUAAAGCAUGUCAGAGCUCAUAUUUUGCUCCUAUUGGGAUUUUUAAAAACAUGUAUUGUAUGAUGUGUAAUCCUCCCGAAUAUCAGAAGAAUUUGAUGAUCGAGGAAUGUACCAAUGUCAGCAGUGUCUACAGAAACGCAUGUUUGAAUUUCCCUUCAUCAGAUGCGUCUCGGCCAUUUAAAAACCACUUUUGCUUUCUAUGUAACUUUGAUGAACAAAAUCAAACCUUUUUUAAUGACGUUAGUUUCCAAUGGGCUGAUGAACGAUGGAAUGAAGAACCACUUGUCAAAAACUACCCCUUUCGCUUGAUUGUAUCCUUUUAUUACAACAAUGAUGAUUUGAACCGUUAUAUUAAUCAAUACAUCAGCAACUCAUCUGUAAAAAUUCCGUCUCCGGUUCCAGUGAGCAAAGAAGGAUACGGUCUUUUAGGGAAAAGCCACAUGUUUUGUCCAUCUAAGAACGAAACCCUUUUUCCUCCACCACAAGGGACCAACCCCAUUCCAUUGUCUCUUUCAGUGUCGGACUCUUUUGAACCAAUGGAACCCCCCACAGAGGAAAAUACAACAAUAAAUCUUCACAAACUAAUUUUGAAAAGUUUUGCUUUUUCGGGCCGUGGUGUGUGUUCACAACAAUUGUUACCGAAUUACACCAAACAACUGCAACGUCCAUGUUCUUGCGAUAUAGGAUGUACCUCAAGUUGUUGUGAUGAUUUUGCAUUUAAACAACCAUGGAUUUGCGUUGAUAACCGAUACAAAAGAGAUAGCAAAGAAAAAGUCUUUAUGGCUAUUAACGGAUGUCUUAAGGACCAUAGGUUGGAGCCAUUGUGCAAAGGAAGUUUCAAUGAGAGUUAUUAUCACGCAUUUCCUGUAACAACAACAAUCGGAUUUUUUGAAUCCUACUUGAAUGUAUUUUGUUAUUUUUGCAAUCAAUUCGUAAACAGCGACAACGCCAAAAGAAGUUUAAAUUUAAGAUUUAAAAUCAGGAUUUGGCCUUUGCUGUUGGAUUGCAAAACAUUUGUAAACUAUCGCAAUUUCCAGUCAUUACAACGACUAAUUGAUGUUGCCAACAGAAAGUCGUGUAUUUUGAGUUUUUUGCCGCCCCCCGAUGCAUUAAAAUGCAGUGAUCAUUGUAUUGAAUACCGAGUACGAGCAAUUAAAAAAUGUAAUGUAUCUGGGACUUGGUUAUCAUUUGACGAAAAUAUACGCAAAGCAUGUGAAUAUACAGAACCGUUUCGGUUUCCUCUGAUAAAAAUUGGAGAAGCUAUUUAUAAGAACAAGUUCUGCGGAAUCUGCAAUCCUGUCAAAUCUAAUUCUUUAGGUAAAAGAUGCGACAUUAGCUUUAAAAACACAAGCAUUUCCAAAGCAUGCGAAGAAUUCCCAGACAUAAAAUCAUGCUUUCCUUAUAAAAAUGUUUUCUGUAAAUCAUGUAGCCGUGGCAAAAUGAAUCCCGACUGUUACACAGAAAUCACAGGAUCGCCAGGAUAUCCAGGAUAUCCAGGAUAUCCAGGAAUACAUAGUCCAGCCCCACCCAUUCCAGAAAUUCCUACGUUCAGAACACUUUUCACACUAGAUGCCUACAAAAACCAUGACGACAUCGAUGGUCGCAAAACAAAUGAUACAUGUCAGCAUAAUCAGAUGUAUGAUGACGUACAGCACACUUGCAGAAAUUUGACGUGUUUUCCAGGAAGACAUUUGAUAAAUGACACGUGCGUUCCCCUUCUUCCGUUUACUUCAAAGUUGCGUUAUACUUUGGGACUCACGAUCAAUGUUUCUGCUUUUAUUUCAAUCAAUAUAACAGUUAAAGACGCAUUGAAAAGUACACUUGAUUACCUUUCUUAUCAGUUUUUUGCACGUACGCUGAACACGGAUGUAUUCAUUGAAGAGAUAAUACUAAUGAGUACUGAGGCUUGUUCAACAGCCUUUUACAACCUUCGUAAUAUAUACUUGUAUAUCAAAUUUUUUAUUGACCAAUAUAUACAGAGAGAACAAGUAGAAAAUGCGCUUUUAAACUUUACCCAUACUUAUUCUGAUUUAGUGCUUCAUUUCUUUUCAUUAGGGAAAUUUGCUGAUGUUGCUUUAAAUCAACAAUCCAUUUAUUUGCCAUUGUUGCUAGGGAAGUUUGAUAAAAAUACAACUUGCGUCGUGCUGUUUAAAAAUGACACAUACGUUCAUAAGUUGUAUAGAAAUACAAUUGUAAGCCCACUGUUAAGCUGCAAACAGUUUGAAGUGCAUAAUAACGAAUUCGGAAUUGACUGGGCAAAUAUGAAAGAGGAGUUCUCUUUUCCAGGCUUGACUUUUUCUGUUCAACCAUACCAAAAAUUAGAACACGGCGGUACUAGAAUAUGUGUUGACGAUUUGUUAUUGUUGCUUCAAACGCAGAAGAAAGAGCUAAUUAAUACCAAUAAAACAGCGUUAGAAAUCAUAACCCUUGUCUGUAUAGUUAUAUCUUUAGUAUCACUAGUGGUUACGUUUAUUACUUAUUUAUUUUUUCCCAGCCUUAGAACAGUUCCAGGUCUCAAUAAUAUGUGCCUUGUGAUUUCUCUUUUUCUGGCACAGUUGUUUAUGAUAUCAUCACCCUUAUUUCGUUCAUCGGGACACAAAAUUCUAUUUGCUUCCACUCAUUUUUCUUGGCUUGCAACCUUUUUCUGGCUUCAGGUUUGCUCGUUUCACAUGUACCGCGUUUUUAGUGCAAAAUCGCGAUCGACAUUUCAUGGAAGUCAGACUAAAAAAGUAAUGACACAAUAUGGAAUAUAUGCAUUUGGUUUGGCAGCAUUAAUAGUUGGAGCUAAUAUCAUUAGUACAUUGAUAGUUUCUAGCGGUAAAUUCUCGGGAUAUGAUAAAAUAUCAACGCUGCUAACGUACGAAAAAGCUUUCAUCAUUACUGUCAUCGUGCCCCUUGUUUUCGUGUGCAUGACAAACAUUUUCUUUUACAUCUUGACAGCUUACAAUAUUCAUUCUACGCCAAAUGUUGAAAACAAAACAGGAAACAGGAUGCAUUUUAGCGUUUAUAUCAAAUUAUUUUCUAUCACAGGUUUGUCUUGGUUGUUACAGAUCAUUGAUAUGUUUCUAGAAACAACAAUGUUUACAUACGUUGUGGCGAUACUAAAUGGCCUACAAGGUUUAUUUAUUUUUGUUAGUUAUGUUUGCAAUCGACGAGUAUUGACAAUGUAUGCCGAAGUUUGUUGCAAAGCCAAUCGUCAGCAUUCAUCACGAUCAUCUAAUACUGCAAAAACAACACUAUAAUAUGUUUUAUUAAUGCAAUCGCGAAUAUUCGUCAUUUUUCUGUUCAUUAUACUGCUGAAUAAUACUUAUAUUAUGCCAUUAUUUUGAGUAAUAUUGUAUUGGAACUUAUAAUGCUUUGUAAAUUUUUAAAAAAUGUGUGAAUAUAUAAAAAGUAUUUAUGAUCUCCAUGCUUGUCCAUUGUCAUUAUUCAAAUGAAACGCAAUAUUGUGUAUAGCUGGAAUCAAAAUAAAAUGCACUUUUAAAAAAUGUUUAGAAUAU